Triticum dicoccoides is the source of this 2337-nucleotide messenger RNA. RefSeq names its product probable receptor-like protein kinase At2g42960. The transcript has 10 exons. The coding region runs from base 549 to 1997 and encodes 482 amino acids. NCBI's taxonomy places the organism in Eukaryota, Viridiplantae, Streptophyta, Magnoliopsida, Poales, Poaceae. The record is from RefSeq and is a predicted model, not a curated record. Gene Ontology annotation, biological process: protein phosphorylation. Gene Ontology annotation, molecular function: protein kinase activity; ATP binding.
ACAAGCUGAUCCGGAUACAGCUCACCAAAAUCCAACCAAGAAAAAAGAAAGAAAACGAGCUGGUGGUACUACUAAAUUCCAGUGCUACUCCAGGCACGGACUUCCGGCCGAAAGAAACCAACAAGCGUGUGCCGGAACGGGCCAGGAAGGAAGAGAGGCACUUCACCAACCAAGAGAAAUCUCCUCGCCUCAACCAAGACUCGACUUGGCUGGCCUCGGCCACUUCGAUCUCUCCACCUCUCCAGUAGGGUAGGAGUACCAGCGGGCAGCGGUGGCGGGGCCGAAUGGUGGUCUCCGUGAGCGCGGGCGGUGGGCUGGCGGACGGGUUCGGCCUCCUCUGCCCGUUCUUGGCCCGCUUGAUGAUGCCCAGUACUCUGGGAAACAUCACGUACUCAAGGUUGCUUCAUAACAUGAGUAUCAUGUUUGAUCUUUGGAGCUAAUGUUAGUUGCACUCAGAGGCCAAGCAAUUGCUUUAUAACGGUUUUUAUGUUGCUGGUCUGGUCUAUGAGCUGCAAGCGACUGUCCAGUUGUCGGUCAGGGAAAUCAUAAUGUCAACAAGUGAAAACUUACGGGUGGAGUUAUUGUCCAGAACCCCGCCUUUUGGUUUGAGACUAUGGGUUGUGCUUGGCAUAAGCAUUUGGGCUGCAAUUCUGUUUGUCCUAGGCCUCAUAUGCUUCCUGUUGAUAUACUGGAGGAGACGAGGGAAUCAUCAUGAUAUUGCUGAGCCUGAAAUCCCAGAUGUAACCAAAGAGAUUGCAGUAGAUGAAGUUGGUAGCCGAGCUUUUGUGGAGAACAUCUGUGCCCCAGAAAGUCACAUCUUUCCAGUGAAGGAGAGAGAUCCAGAGAAAGAAUCGGGGAAAGUGUUCGCUCACUUGAUUACGAGCAAAUCAAGUGAUGAUCAUAAUUUGAUUGAGUGCAGCUCGCACCAAUAUGAUAGGGCCCAGGAGUUAUACUCUGGUGAUGAAGGCAGUUCAGCAUAUGAUAAGAGGGAGUACUCUCAGUGUGCCACCAUGUCCAUGUCUCCUCGGGCUGGUCUCCCAGAGUUCUCUCACCUGGGUUUGGGUCAUUGGUAUACUCUCAGAGAGUUGGAGCAUUCAACAAAUGGGUUCUCUAAUGAGUAUAUCAUUGGAGAGGGCGGAUAUGGGGUUGUUUAUCAUGGCUGUCUUGUAAAUGGAACUGAUGUUGCAAUCAAAAAACUUUUUAAUAACGUGGGCCAGGCAGAGAAAGAGUUCAGGGUCGAAGUUGAGGCCAUUGGUCAUGUUAGGCAUAAGAAUCUGGUGCGACUUCUGGGUUACUGUGUUGAGGGAAGCCACAGGAUGCUUGUCUACGAAUACAUCAGCAACGGCAACUUAGAACAGUGGUUGCAUGGUGCGAUGCGUCAACAAGGUGUUCUUACCUGGGAAGCCCGCAUAAAAAUUACCCUUGGCAUUGCUAAAGCACUGGCUUAUUUGCACGAAGGCAUAGAGCCAAAAGUUAUUCACCGUGAUAUCAAAUCAAGUAAUAUCCUUAUUGACGAAGAAUUCAAUGGAAAACUUUCUGACUUUGGAUUAUCUAAGCUCUUGGGUGAAGGGAAGAGCCAUAUAACUACUCGAGUUAUGGGGACUUUUGGCUAUGUAGCCCCUGAAUACGUAAAUACUGGACUGCUAAAUGAAAAGAGCGAUGUGUACAGUUUUGGGGUACUACUCUUGGAAGCCGUGACUGGAAGGGAUCCUGUUAACUACAGCCGGCCUGCCAAUGAGGUCCAUAUGGUGGAGUGGCUUAAACAGAUGGUUGGCAGCAGGAGAGCAGAGGAGGUGGUUGAUUCUGAAAUGGAGGCUAAACCAACUAAACAGGCUCUCAAGCGUGCUCUCCUAGUCGCGCUCAAGUGUGUAGACCCCGUUGCUGACAGAAGGCCUACUAUGGGUCAGGCCGUUCGUAUGCUCGAAGCAGAGGAUGGGCUAUCACGGGAGGAACGGAGGAAGAGCCGGCCGGCGCAUGUCGAUGGUGGAGACACCUGACCUGGGUUAGCAGUCCAAGUCAAGGCCGCGUGUGUUGAAAUUGCUUGCGAUAAGAAACAUCAUCUGGGACGUAAAAUGUAAAUAAAGCUUUCGCUGGCAAAAACAGAGGAUGAAAUAAGCCUUCUGCUUAUGAUCGUACUGGAUGGUAGAUUACUAUGAUGGGAAUCCACAUUCCACAAGAGUAAUUCCUGAUCGCGACUCUCAACUUCCAAAAGUCGCUGAAACAGCAUAUGCAUUUUCGAAAUGUACAUCAAGUAGGCUGAUAGUACUGGGUAGCGAGAACUUGUUUGCCAGUACAUUUGUAUUUAUCUAUGUUUUAGUUGAUCAAGUCACUUAGAGC